ACCGAACUUUCCUCCCCUUAACCUGACCCGGUAACUGACACCCCCACGCUCUUUCUCCAUCCGUCGCCUCUCCUUUUCAGAGUGUGUGGCGCCCCGCCCCUCGUCACAGCCUCCAGUGAGCCCCUGGCCCAGGAUUGGCUCAAGAAACAUGGAACCUACUUCUUGUGACACAUUUGUGGCCUUGCCUCCUGCAACAAUUGGCAAUAGGAUUAUUUUUGGAAAAAAUUCAGAUAGACUUUUUGAUGAAGUACAAGAAAUAAUUUAUUUUCCUGCUUCAUUUCAUAGCCAUGGAAAAAAACUUGAGUGUACCUAUAUACAAAUUGAACAAGUGAAAGAAACACAUGCUGUUAUACUAAGUCGGCCAUCUUGGUUAUGGGGUGCAGAAAUGGGAGCCAAUGAACAUGGAGUUUGCAUUGGCAAUGAAGCUGUAUGGGGAAGAGAAGCAGUAUGCGAUGAAGAGGCCUUACUUGGCAUGGACCUUGUCAGGCUUGGACUUGAAAGAGCUGAUACAGCUGAAAAAGCAGUCAGUGUCAUUGUUGAUUUACUAGAAAAAUAUGGACAGGGUGGAAAUUGUUCGGAGAGUAUGGUAUUUAGCUAUCACAAUAGUUUUCUGAUAGCUGAUCGGCAUGAAGCAUGGAUUCUCGAGACCAUAGGACAAUAUUGGGCAGCAGAAAAAGUAGAAGAGGGAGUUCGUAAUAUUUCCAAUCAACUCUCUAUAACAACCAAGAUUGACAGAGAGCAUCCAAAAAUGAGAGAACAUGCUAAGGAUAAAGGUUGGUGGGAUGGUCAAAAGGAAUUUAAUUUUGCUGCUGUGUAUGGCCCUCUUAAUAGUUCCUGGAUUACUACUUCAUCAGGCAGAUACUAUGAGGGUUGCCAGCUUCUGAACAAACACAAAGGAAAUAUGACUUUUGAAACAAUGAUGGAAAUUCUCCGAGAUAAAGAAAGUGGCAUUAAUAUGGAGGGAGAGUUUCAGACUACUGGCAGCAUGGUUUCUGUUUUGCCUUCAGAUCCCAGCCUUCCAUGCAUUCAUUUCUUUACAGGAACCCCUAAUCCUGAAAGAUCUGUUUUUAAACCAUUCAUAUUUGUAUCAAAUAUGACUCAGUUACUAGAAACUAACUCACCAACAUUUGGACAUGAAGAUCCAGUUAAAAAGAAGCCACGUUUUCAGAGUAAACCUGACAGAAGACAUGCUCUUUAUCGCAAACAUGAACAGGCAAUUGAAAUAAUAGAGUCUAAUGAGAACCGCGACCCAGCCGCUGCCAGUGCUGCUGCCGCUGCCCGUGAGGAAGGCAAGGCUGGGGCGGGCGCUGCCCGCGGGUCUGUGGGCAAGAGGUUACAGCAGGAAUUGAUGACCCUAAUGAUGUCUGGAGACAAAGGAAUCUCUGCCUUCCCAGAGUCAGACAAUCUCUUCAAGUGGAUUGGGACCAUCCAUGGGGCAGCUGGGACAGUAUAUGAAGACCUAAGGUACAAGCUCUCCUUGGAAUUCCCCAGUGGCUACCCAUAUAAUGCUCCCACUGUGAAAUCUGUCACACCUUGUUACCAUCCUAAUGUGGACACCCAAGGCGAUAUCUGUUUUGACAUCCUCAAGGACAAGUGGUCAGCUCUGUAUGAUGUCAGGACCAUCCUGCUAUCUAUCCAGAGCCUGCUGGGAGAACCCAACAUUGACAGCCCAUUGAACACACAUGCUGCUGAACUUUGGACAAACCCCACAGCCUUUAAAAAGUACCUGCUGGAAACCUACAUGAAGCAGGUGACUAGCCAAGAGCCCUGACCCUGGCUGCCCAGCCCACCUUCCUUCAUCUUGUGUGUAUGUGUAUAUGUAUGCGUCUAUCUUUUUCCCUUCCUCAUAACCUGUCUUCUUCUUUUUUCUGUACAGGACUCUUUCAUAGACUGUUUUCCUUUCCCUUUUUUUCCCCUUAAACUCUUGUCCAGCCCUCAACAUUAAUGUAUAAAUAAAGGAAGUUUUGUUGUUGUUGUUGUUUUUUUUAAAAAAAGGAAAAUUUGAAGGAAUGAAAAUAAGAUUGGUGUUAAGGAAUGACAGAAAAGACCUCUUAUGUAUUUUUUGCACUAUUCAAAUAAGUCAAAAAAUUAUAAGAAAAACAUUUUCUGCAACACAAAUUAAAAGAGCUAUUUUAUUGAUAAACUUGCUAUAUUAUUGAGGUCACAGGUACAAAGAUAUUUUCAUUUGAUAAAACUGGCAUAUCCUUAAUUCUAAAAAUAUUUUAACAUAACAAAAGUACUCUGUUAACCAAACUUGCAGAUCCUAAUGAUCAACAGUUUUCUGUCAGUACUUUCUGUGCUAAAAGAUGCAGUUUUCUGCUUCCCUUUAAGAAAAUGUAUGCAGUAACUUGUGCAGAGAUAAAACAAUUGAUUCUUAACUUAAAUUUGAGAUGCUUACUAAGCAUGUAAGUUGGCAUCUCAAAUACUGCAAUUGUAAAUCAGUUCUUCCUAGCAUAAGUUAUAUUUAAGCUUAAAAUCAAGACAAACUUCAGAGCAUUAGAACAGUCACAAUUAGAAUGUAAAAAACUAAGGUUUCCUUGCCAAGGUGAAUCUAAUUGGCAAAACAAACUGCUCUACUACCCCCAAAACAUAAUUAAAAUAAAUGUCACAGCAAAGUGUUUAGAUUUACUCUUAAAUACACUAGGGUUUUCCUAUUUUUUU
Phascolarctos cinereus (koala) is the source of this 2661-nucleotide messenger RNA. The record is from RefSeq and is a predicted model, not a curated record. NCBI's taxonomy places the organism in Eukaryota, Metazoa, Chordata, Mammalia, Diprotodontia, Phascolarctidae.